AUCAUUGUUUCUUUACCAGCUCAACAUCAUCGAUGCUGGUGAGCUAUCUCUGUUGAUUCACCGAACACCCACUUCGAAAAGCAUCGAUUUUUUUGAACAACACCAGGAAUCUCGAAAAGGGUCGUUGAGAAAAAACAAAUUCAUGGGUGUUUGCGGGUCUAGACCCAAGGUCGUUGAAGACCUCAAAUUGAAGAAGAACAAGCAUCGCCGGAGAAGAAGGAGAAUCCUCCGCCGCCGCGUUUCUUCUCAGAAGAUUGAAGCUGAUGCCGCUCACUCUCACUCGGUUUUGCAGACUUCUAAUCGUGCUUCAGAUGUUGCUUGGUUUGAUUCUACUUCAGCUUUGGAUUCUGAAUGUGAUGACGAAUUUUACAGUGUCUAUGAUGGAGAAGUGUCUGCAAGUCAUGGAGAUGAGAUUGGAGAGGACAGAAGGCUAACCCCAGAUCAUUGUGGGAUGCUGCAAAACACCUGCUUGCCUUGCCUUUCUUCUAAUGCAGUUGCUGUAAAUGAGAAGAAAAGGCCAACGAGUCCCGAUGCACAAAGUUCGCGGAGAAAGUCGCUUUCCAAAUUGUCCUUUAAAUUAAGGGAAGGGAGUUCUGACAUGGCAUUAUUUUCCCCAAGGUCAUUGAGACAAAAACUAUUAGCAGGUUCAACAAUUCCAUCUUGUCCAAUAGAGAAGCAAACCCCUGGUUCUUGGUCACCACUUGAGCCAAGUACCUUCAGAGUCAGAGGGAAGAACUACCUUAGGGAUAAGAAGAAAGAGUUUGCUCCAAACAGUGCUGCUUUCUAUCCUCUGGGUGCUGACCUCUUUUUGUCUCCCCGAAAAAUUGAUCAUAUUGCUCGCUUUAUACAAAUUCCUCAAAUUAACAUACCUGGGGAUGUCCCUUCUAUUCUUAUUGUGAAUCUUCAGAUACCGUUGUAUCCCGCCUCCAUCUUUCAAAGUGAAAAUGAUGGUGAAGGAAUGAAUGUGGUUCUAUACUUUAAAUUAUCUGAAAAGUAUUCUAAAGACCUUCCUGACCAUUUCCGAGAAAAUAUCAGUAAAUUGAUCAACGAUGAAGUGGAGAGAGUUAAAGGCUUUCCUCUAGAUACAAUUGCACCCUUCAGAGAAAGAUUGAAAAUUUUGGGUAGAGUGGUGAAUGUAGAUAAUCUUUCUUUAGGUGCAGCUGAAAAGAAGCUGAUGAAUGCAUACAAUGAAAAACCUGUUCUCUCACGCCCUCAACAUGAAUUUUACUUGGGAGAAAACUAUCUUGAGAUAGAUUUGGAUGUACACAGAUUUAGUUAUAUUGCAAGAAAAGGAUUUGAAGGCUUCAUUGAUAGGCUGAAGCUAUGUAACCUUGAUUUUGGUCUUACGAUUCAGGGAAACAAGGUAGAAGACUUGCCAGAGCAUUUACUAUGCGCAAUACGGUUGAAUAAAAUUGAUCACAGCAAUUUCAACCAGAUUGGGUUUUAAGUCAAAGCUUCAACAUAGAGCCAGUUUGGAUAACAAAAAUUGCAUCGGGACAUGUUAUUUUCUAUUUUUUCAUACUUUCUGAUUGGUAUCCAAACGGGGGCUCGGAGAGAGUUUUUAACCUUUCCAGAAUGAUUACAAGUGUGUUGCUCUUGGAUUGUUUUGAAGACAGAUUCUGUAGCUAGCCCCAGAUUGUAAGAUGUACAGUGAUAGGAAUGAUAUUAUUUAAUCUUAUAGGAAAUAAUCAAGGAGUAAUUUUGUCCUCUCACAAGAGAUAAGAGCAUUCCCUAGUAGUUAUCUCUUUGUUUAUGGUUGAAAUAGUUAUCCCUUAUCAUAGUCUCAAUUCAAGUCAUUUCAUAACUUUCCGAAGUUGUUAACAUUUCAUGUUUGGAAAAUGCACUGCCACACAUUUCAAAAGCAUGAAAUAGUUGCUUUUAAAAAAGUUUAUGCAAUUAUGAGGAUGUGAAUUGCGUACCAAACAUAUUGGUUAUGACAAAGAUAUUGAUGUGUAUGGAGCAUUAUUGAUUUAUCAGAUAAAAUACUUUUCAUGGAAGCCACGUAUUGAUUUAUCAGAUUUUGGAAGUAUCUUUUAAAUACCAACUGAUACUUACAGAUCUUCAUCUAAAUUGAAGGUAUAAAUAUGACGUAUUUAGAAAGAUAAAGUAUUGAGCCAUCAUUGACUGAAAAAAUAACAAAUAAUAUUGUGAUAUAUGUCCAUUUUUUGUUAGUACUAUUAUAAGCUCAAAAAAUUUAUUUUUGAGGUUAGUUUUUUACUCCUCAAGAGCCAAAUCUAAUACUCCUAUCUGCAUAUCAAUGCAUAAAUGUUUUUUAAUUAUGUGAGUCAAAUUGGGCCUUUGAAUCUAUCUUUUGAUAAAUAAAAAAAAAAGGUAAAAACAAGUUGCCAAGAGCAAUGAAUGAGUUCAACAGCUCAAAGGAAUAAGAAGGAUUAAAAAAUAGGGGAAAACUUAGGUGCAGUGCCUUACAUGCUGUUUUUACUGUUAACAAGUGGUAAUAGGACACCUGGAUAAUUUUAUACACAUCAUCAAUGCUCAAUUCUAAAGGAAGUUAACACCGUCACCCUCCGUUACCCUCUUGUUAACCUCUGAAAGAGUAUUAUCUCUUUUUUCUCACAGAUUGACCUCCGCUCCCUUCGUAUUCCUGGGUUAUGCUUCAUUCCCUGCAGCUGAUAUGGUGCGUAAGGAACUGGUUUAUGAUGCUGAGUCUGUAAGUUCUGCAUAAUGGUGAAUUGCUUGAUAAAAGAGGUGGGACGCGGGUCUUUUAGCUGCGUGAUACUUCAGGUUAAAGUUUGUCUAAUGUCCUUGUUCCUCUUCUAGGUAAUAAGCUAGCUAGAAAGGCUAUUGUUGCUUUCCAUGAAUCUAUCCCUGCUAUUACAAGUUUACAGCUUAUGCUCAAGUAUCAAUGCAAGAAUGAAGUGAUCAAAGCGUAUAAACACACAUGACAAUUUAUCCAGGAUGACUUGGUUUAAUCACAAAGUUGCUGGUUGAAAAGUAUUUCACUAGGAUGACUUGGUGGAUUUUGGUGAGCAGCUGGUCAAGGAAAAUUGGGUAUUAAAGCUUCUAGUAGUGUAAUAAGUUAGAGUGAACUAUGGUAGUCUAGGUUCUAUGUAAUGUAGUCUCUUUUGUACCAAAUGGCAAGUGAUAUGGCUAUCUAUGUCUGCAGAAUUAUAUCAGUGUGCUGCUUUGGGUGUUUCAAUUUGUUUGCUGGGUGUAGCACUGACAUGAAUGGCUUUCUAAUAUAUUUCUAUCAUUGGUUUCUCA
Messenger RNA from Lotus japonicus, 3222 nucleotides. RefSeq lists its product as uncharacterized. Bases 143 to 1447 code for a protein of 434 amino acids. The record is from RefSeq and is a predicted model, not a curated record. The transcript has 10 exons. Lineage: Eukaryota; Viridiplantae; Streptophyta; Magnoliopsida; Fabales; Fabaceae.